AUGAUUCUCACUUUCCUCCUUCUCCUUCUACCUGUCGUCCGCAGUCAGUACUACUACUCACGGCCACCCAAAUGGCCGAUCGACAUUGUCGUCGGGUUGCCGGUCGACGAAGGCGAAGGCUCGAGGAAUCCUUUCGGCUUGACCAUGGCCAAAGGCCGACCCAUCUUCGACGUCGCUCUUGAGGACGUCUACCGUCGACAUCAGCUACUGCCAGAGGGCUCUCUGAGCGUCUCCUACGUCAACACGGCGUUGAGCGACGCCAUCGCACCUCAGCGGAUAGUCGAGCGAUACUGUAACAACUCGGUCGACGUCGUCAUGGGCCUACCUUACGUCUACGCCUUGGCUCCAGUGGCGCGGCUCUCGGCUCUUUGGAACCAAGGCGUUCCAGUGUUCAGUACCACCGCGUUCGCCGAUGAGUUCGGCAACAGGAAGGAGUUCCCUUUACUAACUCGGAUGAUGGGCAACUACAACGCGCUGAGCUUGAUGGUCACUCGGAUCGCAGCCAACUUUCAGUGGAAUCAUUACUUCUUCCUCUAUGACGAUCAGAAGUCGAAGGAGAGCAACAACAACGGCCGAUCGGAGUGCUUUUUCACUCUGGUCGCUAUCAAGAAUAUGGUUGAUCGGGACCCUUCGUCGGUUUGGGACGUCAAAACGUUGUCGGAUCGCAGAGCCAACCGGGAGCACUACCGCCAGGUGCUCCGGGAAGCUUCGCUCGUUAGUCAUUGUAAGUUUUUUAUCCGGAAAAACGUGGUCCAACGGCUUGUCUACUUUUUCUAGAUAAUUUCGUGCCUAACGAAUUUGAUUAUGUCAUUUUUUAUGCUGGCUUCAAGUCCGGACUAUUUUUUUCUUCUCGGGAAAGCUGUGAACCAACCACAUGUGGUGACCUUGAUUUAUUGUUUAAAAUUCUUGUCAGCCUUCUGGCUUCAUUAUUUCUUUCUGCUUUUUUUUUACUUUUAAACUUCUCAUGUGAACCGCUCGAACUUUCCUUCGACUUGGAAAAAACUAACGUCUCUGUUAAACUCGAAAGAUUUUUCAGCUGCAACUUUUCUUUUGAUUCAACUUUGCUUUUUUUCUUUUUAUGACGCCAUUUUGAGAUCUCGAAAAAGAAGAAUGAUUUCUUUAUAUAUCUAAAAAUGGAAAAAUUCGGCUUCAUUUCUGCUAACAUUGAAUCCGAUUGGGUAUUUAUUACGUUUCUUCAAGUCAGUGAUGCUACUAUUGCAAUUGGUAAUGCAAAAAUAUUUUUUCCUUCAUUCAUUAAUUUUAGAGUUGGGUUUCCAUUUCCUCACUAAUUUUCUCCCACUUUUCUGCAAAAAGUAGAAUAUUUUUCGCUUCUUAACUCAUUUAUUCUCUUUUCCUUGGGUUAUUUGUGUCUGAAUUAGCCAUUCCGCCAACAAAUUCACGAGAUCCUCCGGUUUUUAUUUAUUUAGGCCUGGAGUGUUUUUGACUAACUCAAAAGAAAAAGGAGCUUUCUUUUCUUCUGGCUGUUCCAGAAAACUUCGAAUGAAAAAAUAACUGGUAAUGAGCUCGAAUUAAGAAAAACUUAGUAUUGAUUGUUUUUACGAACAACUUUAUUGAUUUCAUGAAUGUUGACUUUAGUUUUACUUCUUUCAACGCGAAAACCAAAUAUUUGGCAGCUUUUCUUUUUGACACUUUUUUCUCCUCAAACGUAGCAGCACUCUUAAACGUUUUGGCAGCUGUUUCGCAUUGAGAAAAAGUUUUGAGAAUGGUUUUCACCUGACUGCACAUUUUGAAAAAGGAGACUGCGAUGGAAACACCUUUGACUCGAAAUCGAAGCCAAUAAAGCCGGACUGGUUUUUGAAAAAAAGAAAGGAUGGGCCAUCAAAAAAAAAAAGUUCAAUGAUGGCCAAUGAGGGGUCUGUCUGAUAUUUGUCAAUUUGGAAGAAAAAAAACUGAGACCUUUUUAAUUUUAAACUGCUCCGGAUGUUAGAAAAAGUUUAAAAUUGCCUUGAAUCAACAGAAAAUUAGCCUUUUCUGUGGAGAAAUGUCUUCGGAGGUUUUUUUUUCAGUCUUUAGGUGCCAUUUAUUUUCCUUUAUCAUUGAGUUUUCAGAUAAAUUGUGUUUGGAUUGAAAUUGAGGUCAACUAUACCGAAGUUUUCUUCUAUUUCUUGGAUUUUAUGUCUCAAAGAUUGGGGUAAACACCAAAAAUGGAGGUCGUUGCGUCCAUCAUUUUUUUAUAGCUUUUUCCGUUCCUUCGGUUGGGUUCCUUUCUCAUCUUUUUUCCUUGUCAGUGACUUAUAUUGCCGAGGGGCUUUUCCCGUCUCGAAUCGAGAAUGUUCCCUGGGGCAUCUGUGUGGCGAAGGACUCUCGUCGAUAAACUCUCUGCCUGGGAUUUUUUUGUUUUCUUUGACUCAGGAUAUAUGAAAUUGCAUUGGAGUAGAGUGUCGUCUUCGGCAAGGAUACAGAAAGAACGCAAACAACUACUUUUUCCAUGUUUUGACUUCUUUUUGAAGAAUCUACUUUUGUGAGUAGUGAGAGAUGCUGAAAACGCAAAAAGUGAUAUUAUUCAAAAAAUGUUCUUAACGAAGCAUUUUCAGAAAAAGUUCCUUGGAGAGCGAUCCCGUCUUUGAAUCAUCAAUUUUUUCAAAAAAAAAAUUGAAUUGGGUGAUUUUCAGGUUCCAGAGCUCUUUUUUCAUUUUUUUUUUCGACUCGUAAAGACUUUUCCUCAUACUUUAAUAACUUUGAUGACCGAAAAAGGAAAUUCUCGUGAUGUUUUGUUGGCGGCAGCCUGGAGAAAAUAUAGACGUGUCCGUGGGUCGGUCGGUCGGGACACAAUUGAUUUCGUUCGGUUUCUCGAGCCCCUUCCACGGCAUCCUCCGGAGCAAUCAUUUAUGGGUGUGCAGCAACGGCAGCGCUCGAGAAUUCCUCGAGAAAAAAAAGAAGAAGAAGAAGGAGAAAAAAGGGUUUGAGAAUUGAGAAGUUGGGAAAUGAUUGAGGAAAUGGAGGCAUCAAGUUGCUGAAGCCAGUAGAGAUUUAGAGCCCAAAAUUGAAGGAGCAGAGAUGAAAAAAGUCUUGGAUUGAAUACUUCGACAUAGAUCUCAGAGUAAUAAGUGAGUUAUGAACUAAUUGGAACCACUUCACGCUCUCUUUCUCCUAAGGUACUUUUUUAAAAAUGCUCUUAUGGGUUUUCAUUCGAAAAACAAUUGGAAAAAUACUUUUUUUCAAUCUUUCAUGUCCUUUUGCGCUCUAUAUGUCGUUGCAACCAAGAGAAGAAAAAAAAGGUCUCUAGAGAAUUUCGCCGUCUUUUUUGGAGAAAAAGCUUGAGGAAUGCUUUUUCAACAAAAAAAGGAGAAAAUGGCUUGUUUUUCAAGACUUUUUUGGAAAAUGAGCCAAACAGUGACACUUUUCCCUACAAUACAUUUUUUGAGAUCGACAAUAUUUUAUUUCGUUUUUUGCAUUGGACGAGACUCUGAUCGAAUCUCCAACAAAUUAUUUAUUUUAUCAACUCAUUACUUUGUUCCAAAAUGUUUUGAGCCAAUCAAUAGCUCCGUUCGCUGGAGCGCAUUUGUUGGAACUCGAUGAAAUAAAUUCGCGAUAGAUGGACUAUAGACCAAUCCUUGAAUAAUUCAUUUGCCGGAUGCCGUCAUCGUCUUCUCGUUUUCUGCUCCCGUUUUUUCUCUUUCUCGUUCCGGCCUUUCCAUGCGACUCUCCCAUAAAGCUCAUUCGUGAUUUAUGAUGGGCAUAGAACGGGGCUUUUCUGGCUUAGGUAAAAACUCUAAAGAUAGAAUAAGAGCUGAAGAUCGAAUUAGUAGUGCAGUCUCAAGAAUAGAAAACGUUAUCGGUUUUGGAAUUUCCAAUUAAAGGGAAAAAUCCCUAACACUAAAGAAAUGUUUCGAUAUUCUGCAUGUUCCCUUGGCUUUCACCAUGUUAUUGAAGAAAAAUUUCUCCUCUCAUUUAUUCUUUUUUUUCCAAAAAAAAGUUUUGAUGAAAAUGAAGGAGAGGUUGAAUGGCCCAAGGCGUUUUGCAGCAACCCGGCCGAAACUCGAUUUGCCUCUUUUUUCCAUUUGUUCUCUCUUUUCUAGUUCUUCCUGAAAUAACUCGCUCAGUAGGGAAAUUCUUCUCUCUGGAAAGAGAAUAAAAGUAGCCUUAUUCUUUUUCUAUAUUUGCAAACAGAGGGCGAAGGAUCUCAUGAGUUCUUGGGCGAAGAAGCCAUUAUGAAUUAAAGUUCUGGGACAGUUUGGUAUUCGGCUAUGGGAAAAGAAGUUGUAAAAAAGUUUUUUCGUGAGUGAAUUAUUUCAGAAAAGUCAUGAAUGUCAUUUGAAGUUCUGCCACCAGUAAAGAAGCCAAAAAAAUUGAAUAAUUUGAAAUCUCGAAAAACUCUUAAAACGAAAAAAAGCUUCGAAACAACUAAUCAGAGCAAAAAGGAAUUUUGAGAUCUUUUUGGUAAAUAUUUCAUAUGACUAUGGAAAAGUUGAGAGUUACAGAAAGUUGAGACUUUACUCGUGGAAUUCAGCUCCAAAAAUAGCUGAUAUUCCCACGCAAAAGCUUGCUCAAACUCGAAAAGUUGUAGUUCUCAAUAUCGCGUUGGCUCUUGAUUCAAAUCUGCGUUUUACCGAGCUGGAAGUUUUCAUCUAGUCCUUUUUUCUUCGCAUUUAGAAAAACUUCCAAUUUUGACUUUGGGCGGUAGUUUUUUUGAAUUUCUUUUUUUUUCUGAAACUACUACUGUACUUUUAAUCAAAAAAAGAAAAGGGUUUGAAGAUCAAAAAUAUUUAUUUUUCAGUGAUCAUACUAUGCGCGUCGCCGGACACGGUUCGGGAGAUUAUGCUGGCCGCCCACGACCUCGGCAUGGCCACCAGCGGCGAGUACGUCUUCAUCAACAUCGACGUCUCCACUGGGUUCGUCGGAAAUCAUUUCAAAUUUUUUUUUCCAAAAAAUCAGGGCUAUUCUAUAUUUAUUAUCACCCUAUUACGUAGCCAUUUCUUCGGGCUUUUCGAAAGUAAACCGCUUUAUCUCGAAUUUAUUCAGGAAAAUCACUAGGGAAAUAAUCUUAUUACAUGAGAAUGUCCUGUCCUGCAAAAACGCCAAAAAAAAAAAAGCUGAAACCUGAAAUUUGACGCGUUUCCCGUUGUAAAACAACCGAAAACGCAGCUGACGAUGCAGUUUUUGAGAAAAACUGCGUUCAGGGCAUGUCUGGAGGAGAAAACGGUAUAUGAAGCGAAAAUCUGACCUAAUCAAGUUUGCUCUAUGAAGGUGAAAAGGUUCAUGCAAAAUAAAAACUCAAACCUUUUUCAUUAUUUCCAAAAAGCGAUAGAAAAAAGAAAUUAAUUAAAAACUAUAUUCAUUUUUAGUUAAAUUUUUUGAGCUAUUCUACUACGGAUCAAUUUUUCGUAGAUUAAGGUUUUUUCUCUACUUCUGUAACGAAAAAGUUUGUCUUCCAAUGAACCAAGAAAAACGCCUAGAAAGACAAAUCAACAAGUCAGAAUUGAAGAUCCCACGCGGAGAGGCCUUGGAUGAGGUCGAACGACACGAACAACGCGGAGAACGACCGAGCCGAGGAAGCCUACAAGGCGUUGAAGACGAUCUCGCUUCGCCGGAGCGACCUCAAAGAGUACCAGACUUUCGAGACGCGGGUCAAGAACCAAGCCGAAGACAAGUACCACUACAAGAACAUCACCGGCAAGGAUUAUGAGGUCCGCAAUGGGAAAAAUCGCUGUCCUUAAAAAUUUUUAGACAUUUUUUCUUUGUAAACUAGGGUCACAUUUGCUAGGAAUCAGAAUAUUAGGAACUGAAAAAUGAGACUUUGUCGUAUAAGUUACCUCGGUGAGAAGUUGAAAAUUUUCUUUUUUGAUUUUUUUUUUCUUAUUCAAACUUCAAAGCUCCACGUUUUCAUAACUUUAGAAGUCCUGCAUUUUAAAAGAUGAGAAAGGAUGGAUUUUCUUGAAAUUGGAAAAUCGAACUUUGAUAGAACAGUUCGUCAUUAUUUUAGUAUCUUCUAUUCAAUUAAGGUAUUGUUUGAAUCACAAGCUGCUUUUGGAUUUUCGAAAUUCCGCUUUUUUCUGUAAGACGGAAACUUGCAGAUGAACAACUUUAUCAGUGCGUUCUAUGAUGCGGUUCUUCUGUAUGCGAUCGCUCUUAAUGAAACGAUUGCGGACGGUUUGGACCCGAGAAAUGGCCACAACAUCACCUCCAGAAUGUGGGGACGCACUUUCGUCGGUUCGUUUUAAUUUUUUGGUGUUUUAAAUGAAAUCAAUUUUACUUCUGCUGCGUCUAGACAAGAUUCCGUUGAUCCUGUUGAAACAUGAUACUUUUAUGUAUAUUGCUCUGACGCAAGUUAGGUGUCUGCAUUCGGAGAAGAACAUUUUUUUCUUGGCUCAACAUUUCUGGGAACUGAAAAGGAUAAUCACCCAAUUUCAGGCAUCACGGGAAAUGUUUCAAUCGACACGAAUGGCGACCGGUAUUCCGACUAUUCUUUGUUGGAUUUGGACCCUCAACAAGGCAAAUUCGUGGUAUGUUGUUUUUCUGAAGCCACGAUCGGCUCUAAGACAUUAUUUCGAAACUCAACCGUCUUGUCACCCUUUGAAAUGGAUUAAACAGAUUCACAAUGUAAUUUCUCAAUCAAAAAAGCUUCCGCAUUUUAAUUCAAUGAAAGGAAGUUGAGGUUAUAGCUUUUUUAGUUUUCAUGAUUCCAGGAAGUCGCCUACUAUUCUGGAGCUUCGAAUCAACUCAAACAGGUCGGACAGUUCCAUUGGGUGGGCGGAAAACCGCCAACCGACAUGCCCAUUUGCGGAUAUGACCAAAGCAAAUGUCCGAAGGUAUUUUCCACAGUUUUAUAGAGAAAACUAGAAAUCAUCAUCUGUUUUACAGGGUUAUCCUCUCCACGUCUACCUUCUUCUUUGCUCAGCAUUGCUCAUAGUUGUUCUCGUCUGUCUGUUCAUCUUUUUCUGGAGGUAUGACCUAAUCACUCGUGUUCUAAUGACGAAGGAAUCCUCCGAGCUCGUUUCAAUUCGAAAUUUCUCAGAAGGUAUAAACUGGAGCAAGAGCUUGCGGCGAUGAGCUGGAAGAUCCGGUGGGAGGAACUCGACGGCGAGGAAUCGCAGAAAAAGGAAAAGAAGAAGGCGAAAAGCAAGCGGAAGGUUUAUUUCGCCUAGAUAUUUUUAAAAAAAUUUUGAUGUUUUUUUCGGAAUCGCUCCAAAUUAAAGAUACUGAAUUCUCUAGGUUAUAUUUCAAAGCUCAACACUCUUUUCAUUCCGGAACUCGAAUCCAAAUUGUCUUUUAAUCUUAUAUUUUUCAGGUUCACGACAGUUUUCUGCCUGAAUCUGAUCCACUGCUUCGGUCGACGUCGCGAUCAUCCGUCAAUUCAGACAAGGUUCUUAUUCUUUUUUCUUUAUUUUUUCUGACGUUUUCAAAAUUUUCGUCUCAAUUUUACAUGUAUUUUCGUUUUUUUCUGUAUGUUUUUUAUUCCCCUUGAGUGUCGUAUUCAUCAGUUUCAUUUUUUUUUUUCCAAUACAAAACUGGACGUUUCGAAAACUUUUUCAUUCUUUUUUUUCUAUGGGGCUCACAUAGCAACGAUUUUAUUCUGUGUCUGAGUCUAACGUUCUUCCUAAUAUAUUUGCCUCAAUAUGUAAGCCACUUAAAGGAUUGAAUUUCAUCGAUAGUGAGCCAAAAAAGGUACUGAAAUGGAAAGAAGUCAUAUUUGUCCCUCUCAUCAGAACUCUUUCAUCUUUUGGACCAAAAGUAAAAGAAAAGGUCAAUAAUCCUUAGGAAAAACUGUUUGUCCUUCUUGACAAAUCGAGGCUCUCUGGUCGCAUAUAGAAUGGCUGAACGGAUUGCGGUCGCGCUGCGGUUCGAGUCGUAACACAUUUCGAAUCUUGCGAUCAAAAAUGUUUGCCCGCUUCAAGCUUCUCAAUGAAUACGCACCGUCCUUUUCGCUUCGAGCCAUUCUCUGUGCGACGGACUUUCUUCACUUUAUGAAUCGACUGUAAAAAUUAACUGCCGUUUUAAAAUUUCCUAUGCUUAUUCAUAUAUUUUUCCGGUGAACUUUUUUUGUUCUGUUUUUCUUUCUCUGGCUGGUGGUGGUUUAAAAAGUUUACAGAAAAUUUUUUCAUGUUAACCUUUGUGCUUUGAAAUUCUGAGAAAGUUUUAUGUUUUUUUUUUUUGAACGAAUUUUGCAGUUUGACGAGGAGGCAAUGACUCCAAUCCGAAUGCGUUUGGUAUGUUGCAAAAAAGAUGCUUCCCAGUUUUUUUUUUCUUCAAAACAUAUUUCAUUCAUCGAUGAUUUGAAAACAGAAAAGUGAUGAAUGAAUUAAAUUUCGUGUCAACUUGAAUACAACUUAUUUGAGGAGUCUUAUUCUCAUUUUUUUUUUUUGAUGACAGCCUGUUUUUUUUUCAAACUUUGUAAGACUGCUGUAGAUUAUAUAUCUACAACGUUGUUUUCCAAAAGUUUUUUUUUCAAAAACUUUAUUUUGGAUGAAAAAAACUGUUUAUCAAUGUCUUUCUUUAAACAGAACCUAUGAAAUAAAUUCAAUUAAAAAUAAAUGAGUUAUGAAAAAUGAUUUGACGCUUUUAUUGCAUGAAUUCCUGUAUGCUUCAUUCAUCACAGCUUCUAAAAGAUUGGAAAACGCUGCAUAUUUCAAAAAAGAAUAACGGGAUCGUGAUGAUUUUUAUGCUAACGAUGAAAGAAGUACGCAUUUUGUCCAAUCUGAUUUGCACGAUCACGAUAAUUUUCCUCGGUUUGCUUUUUUUCUGUUAUUUUCGAGCCAAUGUAAUGCUUUCUCCGCUGAUUUUGAGUUUUGUCCGAUUGAAACUGAUUAUUCCAUUGUACUGAGACUAUUUUUUUGUUAUAUAGUCUGUUCAUGACAGCUUUUUGAGAUCUAAGAGGGCGUCUUGAAGCGCCCUUUAUGACUUGAGAAAUCGCCUGUGAAUGAAUAGACUAUAGGAUUUUUUGGAAGGUUUAUUUCGUGGCCUGUGAUAUGGUUGCAGCUUUCGAAUUGAUUUGGAUAGUAGUAUAGAGCAGUUUUUAUGAUUAAUAACCAAAAUAGAGAAAUUUAAAAGUUCGUCCAUUAAGAUAAGUGACAAAGUUUUGAAAAGAAAAUGUAAAUUUUUUUGCGUCGUCAAUUUUUUAUGUAGUUCAUUUACAGACACCCAGACGAAAAUUUAAAGCUUUCCUGACAAAAUUUUUUUUUUAUUUUAUAGAUAAUGAUCGGGGAUGAAUUUAAAAUUCCUGUGAUUUCCGAUUCCCACUGCAGCUGUUUUAUAGUGCACCACAUUGCUAUCGUAGUCGAGUCAAUAGUACGUUCAUUUUCAGCUUGUCAAUAUUUGAAACUUCUGAUUGGUUGGUCGCGUUUUUUUUUUCGACGAUUUAAUGCCCGUCCAAUCAAUCAAAUCAGUCCUAGAAGUUGCAACUUGUUAGAUUCUGAUAUUUUCUCGAUUUUCUUGACCAAAGUUUAUUCCGUGAAGCUCCUGAAGCCUAUUCCGACAACUCUACAGACUGAAAAUGAAUGAACUAUACAAAACGAGUGUCCUUUUGUUUUUGACGGAAUAAGGAUGGGAAAUUGUUUCAGCGAUCGUCAAGCUCUGGAGCGACGCGAAAAAUUUCGGCAAUGAUCGAUAGGAAGUGGAGCAUGUUCACGAGGAAGAAGAGCAGUCCGAACGCCGACAAGAACGGCGGCGUCACUCCCAACGCUUUACGACAAAUCGAAGACGGCGAAUCGUCGCCCAUCAACGAGGUGCAGUUUCGACUGCCCCUUGGCGACCGAAGAGUCUCGUCGCCGUCGUCGGACGUCAAGGUGCGCGAUUCCGACGCGCGACUCUUUCAAAGUGGAAACUUGCAGAAGAAGAGCAGCAACGAGGAGGAGAUGGACAACGGCGCGAAGAAGUCGUUGAGCUUCAAGAAUCGCAAGCUCUCGUUCGGGAUGGUUUCCUUCAAGGUCACAUUCACUUUGAAAUAAGAUUGUUAUUGAAAGAGAAUAGACUGAAAAAUCGGCCUUACUUCGCCUUUUUCGAUCCUUUAUUCAGAUCGCUAGCUUCACAGUCAUAUAAUGCUUGUUUUCUUCCCAUUCCGUGGUUUUGCAAUUUUUUUCGUCUCAUUAACAUUUUUAAAAUUUUGAAAACAAUUUCUCACUUCAAAAAUUCAUUUUCUCAUUGCAACGUCCUCCAAGUGGGAAAUAAUUAAACGUUCCCACCGAUUUUUAUUUUUUUAAUACUGUAAUUUUUUUGUUUAUGAAGCUCAACAAAUUACAUAUCAACGGAUAAUUUAUGAAGUUAAUGCAUAUUUUUACCUUGAUAAGUUACAACAGCAUUCAUUUCUCUGUUAAAAUGAAUGGUCUGAGGAGCUCGAAGAAAUGAAUAUUCAGAACAACUUUAUCCAUUCCACUUUCAGAGCGGAAGUGGUGGUUCUGUGGAGACAAUCGCUCAGAAUAACACCCAAAUCUACACGAAAACGGCGAUUUACAAAGGCGUUCUCGUUGCCAUCAAAAAGCUCAACAUUGAUCCGAAAAAGGUAGGAAAAUGCAGCUCGAUCCGUAUUGAAGACUCAAGUUUUCAGUAUCCUCGAUUAGACCUUUCGAGGGCGCAGCUGAUGGAACUGAAAAAAAUGAAGGAUCUUCAACAUGACCAUAUUACGAGGUAACAGGCGUGGGAAGUUUUGUUUGGAAAUUUUAGGCUUCAUUGACAUUUAGGUACAAAAGUGUACUGAUUUGAAAAAAUAAGUUUUGUUCGCAAAAAGGGAAGUUUUGUAAAAAAAAAAAGAGAAAGAAAAGAAUUCAAAAUGAAACAGGAAAAAGUCUUUAUUGACGUACAUAGACCUGCGCCUUCAAUAAUUACUUUUUUUCAUCCUUUAAAAAUAAACUUUAUGGUCUCAAAUACAGUACCGUCAGAAAAAAUACGAAAAAGCGACUUUUGUCACAACUUUCUUGUAAAGAAUUCAAUCUCAAAAUAAGAAGAUAAAAAAUAUUUUGGAAAAUUUAGAAAAGAUUCGGACUACAGAAAUUCAAGACGUUUUCAGAUUCACGGGUGCUUGUAUAGACUGCCCACACUACUGUAUCGUGACCGAGUACUGUCCGAAAGGUUCUUUGGAAGAUAUCUUGGAGAAUGAGAAGAUCGAACUCGACAAAAUGAUGAAGUACUCAUUACUUCACGAUUUGGUCAAGGUUCUUAUCAUUUUCUUGGAAAAAAGCCUAAAUUUUCAUUUUCUAGGGCUUGUACUUCCUACACAACAGCGAAAUCCGUUCCCAUGGACGGCUGAAAUCGUCGAAUUGCGUUGUCGACAGCCGUUUCGUGUUGAAAGUCACCGACUUCGGGCUCCACAAGUUGCACUCAAUGGAGGAGAACAAUGUCGAGGAGCUCGGCGAGCACGCCUAUUAUAAAAGUUCGUUGGCGGGAUUUAUGGAAAAAAGUAAAUAAUUGGAAAAAAAAAAUGGUCAUUAACGUGUUUCGCGCUUCGAAGACAAACGCUUGCGCACCCGGACCUUGGUAGCGCAUCACGAACGUGUCGAAGCAUUUCUAGUGACCACCUUAGUGGCGUCAGCACUCUCGAGUGAUCCCUAGAUUCGCUCAGAAACGCUCGGAGCGUGUCGGGUUUUCGUUACCGAGAAGCUCAUAUUUUCAAUUUUUUCUGUGUUUUCUUUUGGAAUUCAAACUUUGCAGAAAUGCUCUGGACGGCUCCGGAGCUGUUGCGAGAUCCAAACGCUCCUCCGCAAGGCACGCAACGCGGCGAUAUCUACUCAUUCGCCAUCAUUCUACACGAGAUGUUGUUCCGAAAAGGCGUCUUCGCUCUUGAAAACGAAGAGCUCUCGCCACUGGGUGAGAUUAUGUUACAGUUCAGAAAAUGAUUGAAUAUAAUCUUGCAGAAAUCGUGAAGCGGGUGGAAAAACCCCUGAUUGGCGACGAGGAGCCCUUCCGACCGUGGUUUCCAGAUCCGGUCGAAGGCGAGGAGGAGGUCAACGAGACGCUGUUCCAACUAAUGUUCGCGUGUUGGUCUGAAGACGUUCACGAUCGUCCUGAGGUCGCGAGUGUCCGCAAAGCCGUUAGAAGCUUGAACAGGUGAUUUUAGGGGGUCAUUUGGAGACGAAGUAAUGUGAUUUCAGGGAUAACGAAACGUCGAACCUUGUCGACAACCUCCUGAAACGGAUGGAGCAGUACGCCAACAACCUGGAAGGCCUUGUGGAAGAACGAACGCAAGAGUAUUUGGCUGAGAAGAAGAAAGUCGAAGAACUGCUCCAUCAGUUGCUUCCGCCAUCCGUUGCUGACCAGGUCAACUUCAAUGUCAAGCCUUCCCUCAAAACUCCUUUCCAUCCAAUCCUUUUUCCUAGUAAAUAUUCUUCCUUAUUUUCAGCUGAUCUCUGGCCGAGCGGUCCAAGCAGAGUCCUACGACAGCGUGACGAUCUACUUCUCGGACAUCGUCGGCUUCACGGCUCUUUCCUCGGCUUCGACGCCGAUGCAGGUCGUCGCGUUGCUCAACGACUUGUAUCUGGCUUUCGACGGGGUUGUUGACAACUUCAAGGUCUACAAGGUUGAGACCAUUGGUAAGCUUGUCGUUUCCCUCGUCCUCUUCAAGAGAUCGGCUCUUAGGCGACGCCUACAUGGUGGUCUCGGGUCUGCCUGAUCGGCGCGACGACCACGCGUCGCAAAUUGCUCAGAUGUCCUUAGCGCUGCUCCAAAAAGUCAAGAACUUCAUCAUCAGACAUCGACCGCACGAGCAGCUCAAACUACGUAUUGGAAUGCAUUCGGGUGCGGAGGAAACAUUUUGAAAUGUUGAUUCUAUAAUUCUUGAUGCAGGUUCUGUGGUUGCGGGUGUUGUCGGUUCAAAAAUGCCGCGCUACUGUCUUUUUGGUGAUACGGUUAAUACGUCUAGUCGGAUGGAAAGCAAUGGACUGCGUGAGUUUCUCUUUUCCUUUCGCAAAAAGUUAUAAUUUUCCGUUUCGAACGUUUCUGGUCAGUUGUUCAGGGAUCAACUCCUUAAAAAAACGGAGUCAGAGUCGCUGUUUGUUUCAUUUGAGAAAUUUUCAAAUUUUCAAAAGUCUCAGAAAUUAUUUUUUUCGACCAGAGAAAUGCAUGAAUUAUCUCUUUGAUCUUGUAAAAAACCACCGAAAAUCCUAUAUAUUCGACCUCAAAUUUCGAGAAUGUCCAAUUGAUUUUACAUUUAAAAAAAAAAGAAAAAAAAAGUAGCGAACCAACCGCGUAACUUGGCUUUAAAGCUUCAUUUGUUGACUUAUCUUUUCAAUGAAGUUUUUGAGAGCUUAGUGGUCACUUUUUCGAACCGAAUCAAAAAUGAGAAUAUAUUUUCGGCCUAGGUAUUGUUUUUCUUUCAUCCUUGAAGGUUAUUCUCAAAGGAACAACAAUUGAAAACUACUCAAAAUAAAAUAAAUACGACCACUCAAAGAUUCGAAGCACAUUCCAGCUCUUCGAAUCCACGUGUCGGAGACGACCCAUUCAAUCCUGACCCGAGAUCCGGGCUUCCGGCUGGAGCUGCGGGGAACGGUCGAGAUGAAGGGCAAGGGAAUGCAGACGACCUACUGGCUGACUGGCUACAACGACGUCCAAAUCCCCGACUUUGGCGACCAGUACAAAUAG
Messenger RNA from Caenorhabditis auriculariae, 13527 nucleotides. The record is from the annotation of a GenBank genome assembly. Lineage: Eukaryota; Metazoa; Nematoda; Chromadorea; Rhabditida; Rhabditidae.